AUGGAGGAGUUUUUCAUUCCACUUUACAACUGUGGAGGGUUUCCUGGCUACUUCUCUUUUUAUCACGACAACCCGAAAUACAAGCACCAAAACUGGAACAGAAAGGGAAACAACGUGUAUGUGCCGCCAGAUGCCCCCGACUAUUUCAACGUUUAUAAGCGUGCUCAGUUAAAAGCGAUAUUAUCUCAGGUGAACCCUAACCUAACCCUGUGCCUCUGCAAAGCCAACACAAGGGAGUUCGGUGUUCAGGUGAACUCAAAGGUAGAUGCCACUGUGCAGUGCUCGCUCGGCCCCAAAACUAGCUAUCACUGCAAUAAGUGCAAUAUUCGAGGGGAAUGUGCAUUUGUGUGGUGCAUCUCGGGAACCUCCAAGGUGUACUUCAAGCAGCACUGCAGAAAGUGCCAAGCAGGACUUAAUCCAUAUAGGGUGGAGUCCAUUCAGUGCCAGGUUUGCUUUAAGACUCAUUGCUGCUAUCAACGGAAGCAAAGGCUCAUUGGCAUGCGCUGUCCUCACCGUCAUGAGCAUUGUGGCCACUGUAAGGGCAAAAGUCUUUCCUGCGACACCAUCUUCAGCUUCAAAUACAUAGUCUGAUUGCUCUGGUCUGAUCGAUAUUUUUUAGAGUCUGUGCAUAUGUGGCCCAAGGUUAUA
Messenger RNA from Myxocyprinus asiaticus (Chinese sucker), 648 nucleotides. Its product is annotated as zygote arrest protein 1-like. The coding region runs from base 1 to 591 and encodes 196 amino acids. Gene Ontology annotation, biological process: translation. Gene Ontology annotation, molecular function: mRNA base-pairing post-transcriptional repressor activity. NCBI's taxonomy places the organism in Eukaryota, Metazoa, Chordata, Actinopteri, Cypriniformes, Catostomidae. The transcript is spliced from 4 exons. Gene Ontology annotation, cellular component: cytoplasm. The record is from RefSeq and is a predicted model, not a curated record.